AUGGAGAAUUUCGGUUCAGAAAAACCGACUACCGAAGUAUCGCCCGAUCAAAGUGAGGAAGACGACCUCUUUGUCGAAGUGGACAUCGACGGAUCCAACGAGAAUGACGACUUACCGGCGAAAUCAAGCAGCUUUCUACGACAGUUAAACCAGUCCUUACAUACAAUGGUUGGCUCAAUCAUGGAAAAGUCGCUGAAACGUCUCCACGAAGACAAGACACUUCCCGCGAAACGAAAGAAACCUCGCCUGGCUACAGAGACAUCUGGACUUGAGGAAGUAGAAGAAAACCAGAGCAGCGACGAAGAUAUGCGGGCACUUUGUGGCCCAUCAAAUGCCGACUCGGCAGAAAGCUCUCAAACCAUUAACGCUCGACUCGAGCAAGACACUGUCACUGACAAUUGCAAUGACUCAUUGCUGUCAGAAAUUGAAAAUGGUUUCUCUCAGGAGGACGAUAUGGGCCCGGCUAUUACAGAGAAACGCGCUACCAUAAUCAAUAAGCGUUGGUCUGAAAAACUGAGCGAUCAAAAGCUGAAAGAAAAGCGGGAUCAAUACCCCCGCCCAGACAACUGUGACAGACUUGUGGCGCCACGCAUUAACCCAGAAAUCUGGGCGAGAAUAGACCACACUGCAAAACAGUUGGACCUUCGCGCCAGCACAAACCAAUCUAAUCUGGCCAAAGCAGGAGUUGUCGUGGCAAAAUCAACCGACAAACUUCUGUCACUUUAUCAAAAAGACUCGAAGCCCGAGUACCGAGAGCUUAUCACACUCAACACAGACGCCCUUGCUCUACUGGGACACGCGUCGUGUGAAAUGUCACAACGAAGGCGGGAAACGCUAAAACCGCAUCUUAACAAAGAAUACACGACCCUUUGCGCCUCGCAUGUUCCAGUUACAUCCUUCCUAUUUGGGGAUGACCUACAGGGUCAACUAACAAAUAUACGAGCUACAAAUAAAGUUAGCAAUACAAUCAGUGAUGCGAGAAAACAAUACAAAAAUACACAACAAUGGCGACCACGAUCAGAUUACGACAAUACGCAAUCAAAAAUUGUGCAUUUCAAGAGUGGUCAAAUAUCAAAACACAUUGCCAAAUGGCAUGAGAUUACCUCUGACCCAGAGGUUCUAGGUUCGUGGACUUCACAUUGAAUUCUCGACCGAACCUUAUCAAUGACAACGGGUAUAAUAGAAAAAUCACAACAUGAGCCGGGAGAGUUUAUCUCCCCCAUAUUUCUAAAGGAGAAAAAAGAUGGAUCAUACAGAAUGAUCCUCAAGCGACCAAAUGCUCAUGUUCAAUACUACCAUUUCAAAAUGGAGUCAAUUCAGUCAGCCAUUAGACUGCUGACACCAAACUGUUUUAUGGCAUCAUCGAUCUGAAAGAUGCGUACUAUACUGUGUUCCAAUAGCAAGCUUCCACCACAAAUAUCUAAAAUUUGAGUGGUAUGGGUCACUGUACCAGUUUACUUGCUUCACCAAUGGCCUAGUAGCCUGUUGCCCAUGCAAGUUCACAAAACUAAUGAAGCCAGUACUUUUUUACCACCGGAAAUUGGGUCAUCUAUCCUCCCUUUACAUUGAUGACUCAUUACGAACAGGUCAAACCUAUGAUGACUGUGCAGCUAAUGUGAUUGACACAACACAGCUCAUAGACAACUUGGGGUUUAUAGCUCACCCUGACAAAUCUGUUUUCAUCCCCACUCAUGAAUUAGACUAUCUUGGUUUCACACUGAACUCCAAAACUAUGCAGGUGACUAUAACACCUGGAAAGAAGUUGAAUCUCAUAGAAACAUGUAAGGAACUCCUUACGAAAGAAUACCCUACUAUCCGUGAGGUUGCUAGGGUAAUUAGGCUUGCUUAUCUCAAACUUCCCAGGUGUUGCAAUGGGACCACUACAUUACAGACUUUCUGAAGCUGACAUAAUGCAGCACUUAUAAACAUAACAAAGGAAAGUUUGAUGCCACUGUGCACUCUCGGCUGAAGCCAAGGAAGAACUUGUGUGGUGGAUAAAUAACAUUGACACUGCAUUCAACCCAGUGCAUAGGUGGCAACCUAACAUAACCAUACAGACAGAUCAGAUGCUUCAAACUGAGAUGGGGAUGUGCACUGAGUGACAAAACAACUAGUGGACUCUGGGGCCAAACUGAGUCUUAUGAACACAUAAUUUACUUAGAAACACUAGCAGUCUUUCUGUCACUUAAAUCCUUUCAGCAUAUUCUAAGUGGCAACCAUGCAAUGAUCAUGGUGGAUAAUACCACUGCUGAAAGCAUCAUUAGAGAAAUGGGAACCAGCCUAUGUAGUGCUAGAUAAAUUUGGCAGUGGUGUGAAAGCCAGAAAAUAUGGAUAACAAUGGCACACAUACCAGGGGUUGAAAACUGUCAAGCAGACUUUCAGCCUCGGUCUUUCAAUUGGGGGACUGAAUGGUGUCUUAGUUAACAAAGACAUACUUACCUUGGCAUGUAACAUGCUCAGGUUUACCCCCGACAUUGAUCUAUUUGUUUCCAGAAUCAAUCAGCGUAGCAUUUAGACCAGACCCUGAAGCAAUUGCCAUUAAUGCCUUUCACAUGACAUGGACUCAAUUUGCUCUCUAUGCUUUCCCACCAUUUAGUGUGAUAAUGCAAGUGCUAUAGAAAGUCCAAGAACAUCAAGCCUCAGGGAUCCUAGUGAUCCCCAUAUUGGCCAACACAGAUAUGGUGGCCGAAAGCAAUGA
Messenger RNA from Paramuricea clavata, 2698 nucleotides. The record is from the annotation of a GenBank genome assembly. Lineage: Eukaryota; Metazoa; Cnidaria; Anthozoa; Malacalcyonacea; Plexauridae.